Molecule: messenger RNA, 1635 nt
Organism: Folsomia candida
Lineage: Eukaryota; Metazoa; Arthropoda; Collembola; Entomobryomorpha; Isotomidae
Product: translation initiation factor IF-2
Exons: 5
Coding region: 466-1317 (283 amino acids)
Source: RefSeq, a predicted model, not a curated record
AUAAAGUGGUUCGUAGAAAGCUGAAACUAUUUCCGCUUGAAUGCAGACAGUCGAACGAACUCGUUUUUCCUGUGCUAAAUUUACACUCAACGAGUCACUUAUCAUAACGUGUAGUAAGCCCAUGAAUAUUUAUUGAAUCAUCAUUUCGCAAAGCGUAUCAGAUAAUCGACAUCCAGAUAAGCAGUUCUCUGUGACUGAACUCUUUGACUCUAUUUCAGUAUUGUGCGAACCGUGAGUGAAUCGCGUUCUCAAAAACAACGGAUUACGAAAUCUCAUAGUCUCAUCAACAUCACGUAGUAAAAGCAACCACAGAGUCUCAACUGGUCUCAUUUCAUUUACAGUUUACUAUAAGUAGCUCAUUUUACUCUAACAAUAAUAUUUACGAGGUCGAAAAUCUCGAAAAGAAACAGCUGCACUUUAUUAAAAACUUUGGAGAAAUUCAUUCAGGAAAGAGAAAGUAGCAUUAUGUAUCCUAACCAAGGAGGAAGUCCAUAUCCACCUGCAGGAGGAGGAGGAAGUCCAUAUCCGGCUGCUGGGGGUGGCCUGCCCCCCAUGGGAUUCGCCAUGCCAUCGCCUUCAGCUCCACCACCAGCAGCACCAUCGGGAUAUCCAGGAGCGGCCCCCUCUUAUCCGUCUGCCCCACAAGGAGGAGCUUAUCCGUCCGCCCCACAAGGAGGUUCUUAUCCGGACAUUGGAGGAGGAGGUUACCCACUGCCACCGAAUUCAACACAACAAUAUCCUGCGCCACCAUAUCAACAGCCGGGUGCUUAUAAUGCUCCACAACAGCCUUAUCAACAACCAGGUGGGGGUGCUUACCCACAGCAGCCUUAUCCAGGACAACAACCAGGUGGAUAUAAUCAGCAGCCGUACCCUGGACCUGAUGCUUAUCCGCAAUAUCCUCAACAGCAAAGUGGUGGGCAUGGUGGGUCCGGUGGAAUUCUAGGAAAAGUUGGACCCAUGCUUGCUGGAGGACUGGCAGGAACUGCGUUGGGGGGAAUGGCUAACAAAUUAAUAGGUGGCAAACAUGGAGGUCAUGGAGGAGGAAGCCACGGAUAUGGUGGUCAUAGUGGAGGUGGAAUGGGUGGGGGAGGAGGCAUGAUGGGUGGUAUUUUAGGAGGUGCUGCAGCGCUGGGCGCAGGCGGUCUUUUAUCGAAAAAGGCAGCCAAGAAGCAAAACAAGCUGAUGAAAUAUGGCAUUCCUCUCGCUGCAGGAGGCGCAGGUGCCUAUGUUCUCUCAAAGGGGAUGAAAAAGCACAAAUUCAAGGGUCACGGACACGGAGGAUCUUCCAGUAGUAGUUCCAGUUCGGAUUCUGAUUAAGCUGAAUCGAAUUGCAUUUACAUGACCCGAAUUAUAUUAGAAUCAGAGAUAUUGAAGUGUUCAAUAACCAAAAGUUGUGGUGUACCUGAAAUUUAAAGUUGUACUGGAACUUGCCUAAACUUGUACAAGAUACAGUAUUCGUCCAUGAACUAAUUUAGAGAAAUGCAUUUUAUGAAAGUAAUAACCAUUACUUUACUCGAGAGAAUUAUAUAAUAACUCAAAUAGUUUAACUAUUCUAGUACUUUAAUACAUAAGCUUUAUUAAGGUUUCUUUAAAGAUAAAAACAGUUUGUUUUUGUUAAUUAACAAAGCAAAUGUA